This is a messenger RNA of Salmo salar (Atlantic salmon), 1593 nucleotides long. RefSeq names its product partitioning defective 6 homolog alpha. Gene Ontology annotation, cellular component: apical plasma membrane; cell cortex; nucleus. Gene Ontology annotation, biological process: centrosome cycle; establishment or maintenance of cell polarity; regulation of cellular localization. The record is from RefSeq and is a predicted model, not a curated record. NCBI's taxonomy places the organism in Eukaryota, Metazoa, Chordata, Actinopteri, Salmoniformes, Salmonidae. Gene Ontology annotation, molecular function: protein binding.
AUUCCAGCUGACCCCACGCACGACCCCAUCCCCGCCUUCAAUCGGCGUGUCUAGCUGACGUCAUUGUUAUUGAGGCAGUGUAGCUCUGCCCAUCGCGAGGACAACGUUUUCCAUCACAGAUCUGAUUCCUACUACAGAACCAGGACUGUUUAAGCACUGUACCUGUGCGUCUAUCAGCCCCUAUGGUGCUGCGAGUAAAUGCGCUUACGACGAAGUGACUGACUUCCUGCUUAAACCUGUUUCGAGGAAAGCCUGUGGAUGGUCCGAAGUGACUGACUGACUGACUGACUGCCUGCUUAAACCUGCUUCGAGGAAAGCCUGUGGAUGGUCCUAUCCGCUGGGGUUCAACGCGCUAACAUGUCAAGGUACCAGAGGACCCCCUUGAAAAACACCGACAAUGUGGUAGAGGUCAAGAGCAAAUUUGAGGCGGAGUACAGACGUUUCGCUUUGAAGAAGAGCAGCACCUGUGGCUUUCAAGAGUUUUACCGGCUGCUGCAGACGGUUCACCACAUCCCCGGUGUGGAAGUGCUGCUGGGAUAUGCUGACAUCCAGGGUGACCUGCUGCCAAUCAACAACGAUGACAACUUCUACAAAGCCCUGUCCUCAGCCAACCCACUGCUCAGGAUCAUCAUCCAGAAGAGAGAUGUGGAUGAGCCUGUGGUCUUUGCCACCAACUCCCUGCAGAGGAGGAAAAAAGGCCUGGCAGGGUUGCGCCCGGCUCAGCAGAAGACCAAACCAGGCCUGAUGAUUGGCCUUCCCCAGGACUUCCGCCAGAUCUCCUCCAUCAUCGAUGUCGACAUCCUGCCCGAGACACACCGGCGUGUCCGCCUGCACAAGCACGGUACCCACAAGCCCCUGGGUUUCUAUAUUCGGGACGGGGUGAGCAUGCGGGUCACACCUCAGGGUGUGGAGAAGGUGCCUGGUGUCUUCAUCUCGCGGCUGGUGCGUGGAGGCCUGGCUGAGAGCACAGGACUGCUGGGGGUCAACGAUGAGAUCCUUGAGGUCAACGGCAUUGAUGUGGCCGGCAAAUCUUUGGACCAGGUGACAGACAUGAUGGUGGCCAACAGCCACAACCUGAUCGUGACGGUGAAGCCGGCCAACCAGCGCAACAACGUGGUGCCCCGGGCAAGCAAGGUCUCGGCAGGGGGGAACAGCUCCUCUGGAUCUGUAGGCUCUGCAUUCUCCCACGACUCAGCCCCCAGCACUGCCUCUCAGAGUGUCAGUCACCAUAGCAACAGUAACAGCGUGGCGGAGGGCGACAGCGAUGAGGACGGAGACCUUAUCAUUGAGACUGACAGCCUGCCACCUUACCUGCCCCAUCGCUGUGUGUCCAACGGUAACGGCAGCCACAGAGAGUCUCCAUUGACCUCGUCACUAGGGCAACGGCCCCUCCCCCAGAGCAUGUCCCUGCCCAGCUGCGGCUCUCUGUCAGACAGCAAGGCCUCCCUGAGCUCCCUGACCACUCCUACACACAACGGCAGCCCCACCAAGACCAGCAGCAGCCAGGAGAGCAUGAGAGAGGAUGGAAACAUCAUCACACUGUAAAACCUGGACAUUAAUAACAGAAGACAAAACAUGCACAAUUGGAGAAAA